Messenger RNA from Hemibagrus wyckioides, 1451 nucleotides. RefSeq lists its product as uncharacterized. Gene Ontology annotation, cellular component: plasma membrane. The transcript is spliced from 6 exons. The record is from RefSeq and is a predicted model, not a curated record. Bases 131 to 1243 code for a protein of 370 amino acids. Lineage: Eukaryota; Metazoa; Chordata; Actinopteri; Siluriformes; Bagridae.
CCCUCCUCACACACUCAUCUCAUCCAUAACCCUUUCUCUCCAUCUUCCCUUCUCAUAAUCCCGUCUUAUUCAGGGUCUUUAUUCCACCUUCCACAUUUGUUUCUUUCUCUUGUUCGUUUCUUCGUCCGUCAUGUUAAAGCGGAUGUCCAGACGCAGCCGCUCUCUGCUGUCCCUCUGUCUGACCUCUCUGGCCCUGACGCUCUCUGUGCUGGCUUUCUGCACCUCUUACUGGUGUGAGGGGACACACAAAGUGGUAAAACCUCUCUGUUUGUCUCCUGUGAAGAUGAAGAACUGCGGACAGAACGACAGCCAGCCCUAUACCACCGAGAGCCCAACUCCAGACCCCAAAACUCCUGAGGGCAAUGCGACAGUUUCUCUGAAGCAGAAGGAGGAGCAAGCCCUAAUGAUGGCAAAGAAACUGGCCAAUGCAGUGCACUAUAUCUGGGAAACAGGAGAGGACAAAUACAUGCUCAGAUACUUUCACACCGGGUUCUGGCUGUCCUGUGAGAAACACCAUAGUGGAGAAAAAUGUCGAAGUUUCAUUGAAUUGACUCCUGGAGAAGCGCAAGGGGUUCUUUGGCUCUCUCUGUUCUCCGAGUUCAUGUAUAUCACUCUGCUGGCCAUGGGAUUCCUUAUGAUGUGGAUGGAGCUGCUGUUACUUUGCUUAAAUAAGGAAAUGUAUGCACUCAAGAUCAAUGCCUUUGCUGCCGUUUGCACCGUUCUCUCAGGAAUGAUGGGGAUGGUAGCACAUAUGAUGUAUACUACAGUGUUUCAGUUGACUGUGAGCAUUGGUCCUAAAGACUGGAGACCUCAGACCUGGGAUUACGGCUGGUCAUUUGCUCUGGCUUGGAUUUCUUUCAGCUGUUGCAUGGCUGCGGCUGUCUUCACCCUAAACUCCUACACCAAGAUGGUGAUCGAGACGAAUCACCGUGCCCGGAUUCACCUGGAAGAGGCGGCCAGCCACGCCCCUCCUUAUGACGAUAUAAUCAUGGCCGGAGCUAUCGGCAGCAUCUACUCCAUCAACCUUCCUCUUCAACACUGCCAGCAAGGGAAGUUGAUUGACACCACAUGGCCCUCUAGAAAGGAGGUUCUUCCUAGGGUGAUGAUGGAAGGAAUGAACUCUGAUGGACUGGUGAUGUUGGGAAGGUGUGGGACACAGGGCUGCGAGGACUGCGAGAGAGAGAUGGACAAGAUAACGGAUGUGUUGGAGAAAGAAUGCGACGAAGAGGACGAUGAAAUAUGAGAGGACGGAAGCCAAAAAAAAAAUGUGGUGCUAUAUAUAAAGGCGUGGUGGAAUUAGAUGUAUAGCGAAGCCCUGAAAAGCAUGUUGGGAAAUAAUUUGUUCCUCAAUCAAAUCUCCAUGUUUUUUUUACCUGUCCAUAGUUAGAAAGGCUUCCUUAUUAUUCUAAAAUAUGAGAAAAUAAAUAAACAUUUCCAUAUGCAAAAUCUGA